GGCAACUGAAAAAAGAAGAAUCUUUACAAGAAAAUAAUAAACGUCAAAAUCAGCAGCUGUAAUUGUACAAAGAAGCAACUCUACUGAGUUUAGACUUUAGAGUUAGACGAGCAUUAAAUUAAGGGGAGGUUCGUUUCCCAUUCAAAACCGUCGAAAACAGAGUUCAAACUUCAUUCAUCUACACAAUUGUCUCCAGUUUUCGAGCCUCUGGCGUAGUUGGACGAGUCAACUGGUGAUAUGGAAAGAAAUUUAGUCCAACUAUUGGUUGCAGCAGUUCUUUCAGCUGCAAUUUCAAUCAGGUCAUAUAGAAAGAAGUCCCUUGACCUUUCUGGAGCGCUUUCUGGUUUUGCUGUUAUGACAAUUCAUUUUGCCAUCAAUUACAGGUUUGGUGCUCUGUUACUUGCCUUCUUUGUUUCUUCUUCAUUGUUAACGAAAGUUGGAGAGGACAAAAAGAAGAAAGUUGAUGCAGAUUUUAAGGAGGGUGGUCAACGCAAUUGGAUACAAGUUUUCUCUAAUAGUGGUAUCGCGACAAUUUUAGUCCUGAUUGCUUGGACACAAGUGGGCAUGCAGGACUUUUGUCUAAAUUCAGAAGAAUCACGUGUCAUGACGUAUCUAGCUGGUGGCAUUCUUGGUCAUUACUGUUGCUCAAAUGGAGACACAUGGUCAUCUGAGCUCGGGGUUCUCAGUGAUGAUCAACCGCGGCUUAUUACAAACUUCAAGCCAGUUCAGAAGGGUACCAAUGGCGGUGUGACAAAGGCAGGAUUUCUUGCUGCUGCUGCUGCGGGCUCUGUGCUUGGACUUACAUUUGUUAUCUUGGGAUUUCUGACUACCAACUGCACUUUCAAUGUAGCUAUGAAGCAGCUAUUGUUGAUACCAGUGUCAGCUCUUUCGGGAUUGUGUGGAAGUGUUAUCGAUUCUUUAUUGGGAGCAACGCUCCAAUACAGUGGUUUCUGCAGUGUCCGAAAGAAGGUUGUGAGUAAAGCUGGACCGACGGUGAAGAGGAUAUCGGGUCUUAGCAUACUUGACAACAAUGCAGUGAAUUUUGUGUCGAUUCUGUUAACGAGUGCGCUGACUUCCAUAGCUUGUUCAUGCAUAUUCUGAGGUUUGCACUCACAGUUACUAUAUGAUUGUCUCCCUUUACAUAUACUGAUCGCCUACGCAUACUCUAUAUAUAAUUUGUCCACCCCCCCGUUGCCCAGUGCACCCUAUUCGCAGCAAUUGCGGCCAACGAGUGCCAACUUGCGUGCACCCAAGGUGGCUUUGCGCGGGGCUCCCUUACUCUUCGUGUUGUGGCCCGGAGGCAACUUCUGUUUUUCGUUCUGGAUUGUUUUUUUUUUUUUUUCAUUCCAACAUUACAAGAAUUUACAAGAGAAAUCAAAUCCCAGUUUACAUUGUGGGUUUAUAUCAA
Salvia hispanica is the source of this 1408-nucleotide messenger RNA. The record is from RefSeq and is a predicted model, not a curated record. Lineage: Eukaryota; Viridiplantae; Streptophyta; Magnoliopsida; Lamiales; Lamiaceae.